Molecule: messenger RNA, 1809 nt
Organism: Doryrhamphus excisus (bluestripe pipefish)
Lineage: Eukaryota; Metazoa; Chordata; Actinopteri; Syngnathiformes; Syngnathidae
Source: RefSeq, a predicted model, not a curated record
AUGAAGGCCCACCUGCGGAGCGCCGGGAUAGUUGGAGUCGUCCUCGUCUUAACGUACGUCCUCAUUUUUAUGAGCAAACCUUCUUCACGCAGUUCUUUUCCGAAAGGAAUCUUGGAGGAAAAGGUUGUGAGGAGACUGGAGAGUGUUGAACAGACUCUGCACAGGCUGGAAAAGCUGAUUGAAGGGUCGCGUGGAGGAAAGAACACCACCAACAAACUUGCUCCUGAUGCCGGCCCACAGAGAGCAAAGCCUACAAGGCCAAAGUUAUAUCCAAACUCCUUCCUCUUUGCUAAAUGGGGAGAAGGUCUGACGGAGACGGAGCAGAAGCAGGCAGAAUCGCUCUUUCAGAUUUACGGCUACAACGUGUUCCUCAGUAACCGCUUGCCACUCGACAGGAAGCUUCCAGACAUGAGAGACGGCAGAUGUCUGACAAAGAACUACCCUCACGACCUGCCUAACAUCAGUGUGGUGCUCAUUUACCUGAACGAGGCCCUUUCAGUCAUUCAAAGGGCCAUUCUCAGCAUCAUCUCACACACUCCCAAGCGCCUCCUGAAGGAAAUCAUUCUGGUGGAUGACUACAGCACUUACAAUGACCUUGGUAGGGCGUUGCAGGACUUUGUAGAUGAAGUCCACCAAAACAAGCCUGCGCUGAUAAAGAAAGUGCGGCAUCACCGUCAAAUGGGCCUGUCCCAAUCACGGAUGUCGGGCUGGGAGCACGCCACUGCAGAUGUUGUGGCCAUUUUGGAUGCUCACGUUGAAGUCACCGAGGGAUGGUCAGAACCUCUACUCGCCAGGAUCAAAGCUGACAGGACGGUGGUGGUGUCCCCCGUCUUUGACAAGAUCCAUUUCGAUGACUUUCACGUGGAAAAAUACCUCCCGUCCGCACACGGCUUUGACUGGCCUUUAUGGUGCAUGUACGAGUCCUUCAGCCCGGAAUGGAUGGAGACCAACGAUGAAUCCAGGCCUGGGAAGAGUCCUUCCGUGAUGGGAAUAUUCGCAGCUCACAGGGAAUUUCUGGGAGAACUUGGAGGGCUAGAUGGAGGAAUGACCGUCUACGGUGGAGAAAAUGUUGAACUCGGGAUUCGUGUGUGGCUUUGCGGAGGAAGCGUGGAGGUGGUUCCGUGCUCCAGGAUAGGCCACAUUGAGCGGGCACAUAAACCAUACGCCCCGGAUCUAAAUCCUGUGAUGAGGAGGAAUGCUCUGAGGGUUGCAGAAAUUUGGAUGGAUGAAUACAAGAAGAAUGUGUUGAUCGCGUGGAACCUUCCUCUUCAGGACCACGGCAUAGAUAUUGGCGACGUGACGGAGAGGAAGAAGCUGAGGGAAAAGCUACAAUGCAAGCCGUUCAAGUGGUACCUGAAGAACGUGUAUCCAAGUCUGGCCACACUGGAUAACCUGCUGGGCUACGGCAUGAUGAGGAACAGCCUUCUCAUGAACUUUUGCGUGGACCAAGGAGCUGUUCCGGGAAAUAUCCCCAUCCUAUACGAGUGCCACUUCCAACAGCCACAGUUUUGCUACUACAACCAAGACAGUGAACUCAUCAUCGGGGCCAUUAAAUCUCACACGUACAACCCAAACCGCUGUCUGGUUGAUCCGGGCUCCAGCAGCACACCCACCCUGCUGGAUUGUCAGCUGGCAAAGCGAAAGCAGCUACACAUGCACUGGCACUUCACACAGGGCAGAGAAAUCCAAAACAAAGCAACCAGGAGAUGUUUUGAGAUCAGUCAAGGCCAAAACUAUGAAUAUGUGCUCAUCCUUCAGCAGUGCACGGGACAGAGCUGGACCAUCCAACACUUAAUCUCCCCUUUUUAG